Messenger RNA from Limulus polyphemus (Atlantic horseshoe crab), 1559 nucleotides. Its product is annotated as obscurin-like. The coding region runs from base 18 to 1541 and encodes 507 amino acids. NCBI's taxonomy places the organism in Eukaryota, Metazoa, Arthropoda, Merostomata, Xiphosura, Limulidae. Gene Ontology annotation, molecular function: protein kinase activity; protein binding; ATP binding. Gene Ontology annotation, biological process: protein phosphorylation. The transcript has 10 exons. The record is from RefSeq and is a predicted model, not a curated record.
UUUUUCAGUCGAAGAAGAUGCCCGAUGGGCGAUGUGAGCUUCACCUGAAGCCAGGGAAAGCUUAUGAUGUGGGAGUAUACAAAUGUAUUGCUCGUAACCUCCUUGGAUCAGUAACAUGUAGAGCUAGGUUAAAAAUUGGAGGUGUACCUGGUAGACCAGAUGCCCCAGAUGUGGAGCAGUCAUCUGAUACAGAGAUACUUUUGGUCUGGUGUCCACCAAAGAAUGAGGGAAAUUCUCCAACUUUGUGUUACUGUCUGGAAUACAAGCAGCCUGAUGAAAGUACGUGGACCAAAGUAUCUGAUAAAAUAGAUCACGAAUUUUAUGUUGUUCGUGACCUCUCUUCAUCAACCAUAUACCAUUUCCGCAUGGCUGCUAAAAACAGGUUUGGUUGGAGUGAAAGUAGCUUGCCCUCAGAACAAACCAGCACUUUAGCAUCAGGUGCUCCUAAAGUCAAAAUAACUAAAGCUCGUAAAUAUCGUCAAGAAAUGACUGAGAGAGGCCAUGAAAUUGAAAUGAAUGAGUUCGAUGUUUCUGAUUUAGACUACAAUAUUGAACAAAAUCCAAUUCCUAUGAUUGACAGAGAUCCUAUGGAAAUGUACAACUUUGUUGCUGAGAUAGCCAGAGGAAGGUUUUCUGUUGUUGUGAAAAUCUGGGUAAAGGAAAUGGGAAAAACACUUGUAGGCAAAGUUAUCCACACUAGCAGUGAGAAUGAGUCAGAUGUUCUACAAGAGUAUGAUAUUCUUAAAUCUUUGAGACAUGAACGUAUUGCAUCCUUGGAAGCUGCUAGCCGUAAGAAUGAGCUUACUAUCCUUGUAAUGGAAAAACUCUCUGGUAUAGACAUCCUUACCUAUCUUACGUCUCAUCAUGAAUAUAGUGAAGACACAGUUGCAAAAAUCAUCACACAGGUACUGAAUGCCAUAGAGUAUCUCCACUUCCGAGGAAUAUGUUGCUUAGAAAUACAGCCAGAUAAUGUUGUCAUGAUUAACCAUCGACGACCAGAUAUUAAACUGGUUGAUUUGGGGUCAGCCAGUUAUGUUCCAAAAACUGGAAAAAAGAUUGAUGUUAAAGGAAAAGUUGAAUACUUGGCUCCAGAAAUAGUAAAAAAAGAAGAAGUUAGCACAGCUACUGAUGUGUGGGCAGUUGGAGUCCUUACCUAUAUAUUAUUAAGCGGUGUUUCACCAUUCCGGGGUGAAACAGAUGAGCAGACAGAAGAUAACAUCGAAUUUAUCAGAUACCAAUUUGAGAAUCUCCAUGCUGAAGUGACCCAGGAAGUUACUCGUUUUCUUAUGUAUCUCUUCAAACGCACACCUAAGAAGCGGGCAACAGUUCAAGAGUGUCUGGAAAAUAAAUGGCUACUUCCAAGUGAAUUUAUAAUGAAAAAACGAGAAAAUGCAAUUUUUCUCUCUCAUCGAUUACACGAAUUUUCAGAAAGCUUCCACAAUGAAAAACAGUCAUCCACACCUCAAAAGCUUCUAAACAUGUUUGGCAUGUCAUUUUCAAGGUCAGUGUCUCUGGAGAUGGACACUUAUGAUGAAUUUUAAUUAUCAUUCUUAAGUCAG